AUGCGGCUCCCCGUCCGAUCGUUCGCUCUUCUCUCCCUUCUUGCCGCCGUGUUUCUCGUCAUCGCCUCGCCGGCCGUUGCCUCCGAGUAUGAUCACAGGUAUCAAGAAGAUGACAAAGUUACCCUUUGGGUCAACAAAGUAGGGCCGUAUAAUAAUCCGCAAGAAACAUACAACUACUACAGUCUUCCAUUUUGUCAUCCAGAGGGGAAUACUGCUCAUAAAUGGGGAGGUCUCGGUGAAGUCUUGGGUGGAAAUGAACUUAUUGACAGCUUAAUUGAUAUCAAAUUCAGGAAAAAUGUGGAAAAGACAUCUGUGUGCGAGCUUGAACUCGAUGAAGCAAAAGUUAAACAGUUUAAGGAUGCCAUUGAAAGCAGUUAUUGGUUUGAAUUUUUUAUGGAUGAUCUGCCAUUGUGGGGCUUUGUUGGCGAGCUGCAUGCUGACCGAAACAGUGAUAAUAAGCAUGUGCUUUAUACACACAAGAGCAUCAAUGUCCAAUACAACAAAGAUCAGAUCAUCCAUGUGAAUCUCACUCAAGAGAAUCCCAAGCCAUUGGAAGUUGGCAGAAAAUUGGACAUGACCUAUUCCGUUAAGUGGAGUCCAACCAAUGUCACCUUUGCACGUCGUUUUGACGUGUACUUGGACUACCCUUUUUUUGAGCAUCAGAUUCACUGGUUCUCCAUUUUUAAUUCCUUCAUGAUGGUUAUCUUUCUAACCGGGUUGGUGUCAAUGAUACUUAUGCGAACUCUGAGGAAUGACUAUGCUAAAUAUGCUCGUGAAGAUGAUGACCUUGAAACCCUGGAAAGAGAUGUCAGUGAGGAGUCUGGUUGGAAGCUUGUUCAUGGAGAUGUAUUCCGUUCUCCUCGCACAUUAGUAUUGCUUUCUGCUCUUGUUGGCACAGGCGCACAACUAGCGUUGCUGGUUCUCCUCGUCAUCUUGUUUGCUAUUGUGGGAAUGUUGUACAUUGGGAGGGGAGCUAUCGUCACCACUUUCAUAGUAUGCUAUGCUUUCACAUCAUUCAUUUCUGGUUAUGUCAGUGGUGGAAUGUACUCACGGAACGGGGGUAAAAAUUGGAUCAAAUCGAUGAUUCUUACCGCAUCACUUUUUCCGUUCUUGUGCUUUGGCAUUGGCUUUGUGUUGAAUACCAUUGCUAUAUUUUAUGGGUCACUAGCUGCCAUUCCCUUUGGAACCAUGGUGGUGGUUCUUGUCAUUUGGGCGUUUAUCUCCUUUCCUCUAGCACUUCUUGGUACAGUUGUUGGUAGAAACUGGAGUGGUGCUCCAAACAAUCCUUGUCGCGUAAAAACCAUUCCCCGGCCAAUUCCAGAGAAGAAAUGGUAUUUGACUCCAUCUGUAGUUUCCAUGAUGGGAGGAUUGCUACCAUUUGGCAGCAUAUUCAUUGAGAUGUAUUUUGUUUUCACCUCCUUUUGGAAUUAUAAGGUGUACUACGUGUAUGGAUUUAUGCUGUUGGUUUUCCUGAUUCUCAUCAUUGUAACAGUAUGUGUUACAAUUGUUGGCACCUAUUUCUUGCUUAAUGCUGAAAAUUAUCACUGGCAAUGGACAUCAUUCUUCUCGGCCGCCUCAACAGCUGUAUAUGUGUAUUUAUAUUCAAUCUAUUACUACUACGUGAAGACAAAGAUGUCUGGUUUCUUCCAAACCAGCUUCUAUUUUGGUUACACUCUCAUGUUCUGCCUUGGCUUAGGAAUACUCUGUGGGGCUGUUGGUUAUCUUGGUUCUAAUCUGUUUGUGAGGAGGAUCUACAGAAACAUCAAAUGUGAUUAG
This is a messenger RNA of Oldenlandia corymbosa var. corymbosa, 1776 nucleotides long. NCBI's taxonomy places the organism in Eukaryota, Viridiplantae, Streptophyta, Magnoliopsida, Gentianales, Rubiaceae. The record is from the annotation of a GenBank genome assembly.